Molecule: messenger RNA, 597 nt
Organism: Salarias fasciatus (jewelled blenny)
Lineage: Eukaryota; Metazoa; Chordata; Actinopteri; Blenniiformes; Blenniidae
Product: phospholipase A and acyltransferase 4-like
Exons: 4
Coding region: 1-597 (198 amino acids)
Biological process (GO): N-acylphosphatidylethanolamine metabolic process
Cellular component (GO): cytoplasm
Molecular function (GO): A2-type glycerophospholipase activity; glycerophospholipid phospholipase A1 activity
Source: RefSeq, a predicted model, not a curated record
AUGGCCCCAACAUUGUACAAUCAGAAUCCAGAGCCUGGGGACCUGAUUGAGAUCUUUCGCGGCCCCUAUGAGCACUGGGCCGUGUAUGUUGGUGAUGGCUACGUUGUUCACUUGACAGCAGCCUCUGAUGUCCCGGGUUCCAGUUCCAAGAAUUUGUCGUCUGUUCCGAAUAAGAACGGCCUGGUUUACAAAGAGAAGCUGCAGGAUGUAGUUGGAACCAACAUGUGGAGAGUCAACAACAUCCUGGACAAUAAAUACAGACCCCGGCCGGUGGAUGACAUUGUGAAAGAUGCCUGUGCUCUGGUGGGCAUAAAGGUGACGUACGACGUCUCCAGUAGCAACUGUGAACAUUUUGCCACUGGGCUGCUCUACGGCAAGCCAAAGUCCCGGCAGUCUCCCGACUGGGGAGCACGGUGCGCGGCUGCACAGCCCAGCCAGCAGAAGCUCCUUUACAAGCAGCCGCCUGACGUGGGGAGCGGCCAGCUGGCAGACCGGCAGUCCGCCCGCUCCGAAGCGGGGAGCGGCUGGCCGGCCGCGGCUGAGCUGUCGGUGGGGGACUUCACUCAGGAGAUGAAGCAGCUGGCUGGACCCCGGUGA